UAUAAUGACACGAAUAAGAGUUUCAUUAGACUUCUGUGUUAGUUUAUGUAGAACUUAUUAAACUCUUCAGUUGUUUCUGUGAGUAGACAAACAGUAUGACGUGUGACGUGUGUCACUGUUCUCUUGUUAUGUUGACUGAGCCCCAAGUUAACUGUUACAGUGCUUCAACCUGGCGACUACAACCUUACUGGCACCCGAGCCAACAGAGGCGCCGAGCAAGGUAUCCCUCAACCUGCCAGGACUCCGCCAGGCUGCCGUCAUCUUAGAGAGGAUGAUCAACCAGAAUAUAUACGACGACAUUGUCCAGGACUUUAUGUACUGGGAGGACGGGGGCGAUGACUACCACCCUCUACACGGAUCGCUUUUGCCGCUCUGGAAGUUCGCUUCGGACACUAGCCGUCCCUUUGUGGUCUCCGAUAUCUGCUGGAGCCCCGUCUACCGUGACCUGUUCGCCGCCGCCUACACCAAUGGAGAGGCUGGUGUGGGUGAAGGGGCUGGGAUGCUCUGCCUCUACACGCUAAAGAACCCGACUACACCUGAGAGGAUAUUCCACGCCCACUCUGGUGUUACCUGUGUACACCUACACCCCAAGUACGGGAACAUGGUGAGUGCCGGGUGGAACGAUGGCACUGUGGUAGUAUACGAUGUUACCUCUGUCCACUCACCCACAAUCAUCUACUCCACACCUGGGAAUGGCAAACACCUCCAUCCUGUCACACGG
Messenger RNA from Homarus americanus (American lobster), 721 nucleotides. Its product is annotated as dynein, 78 kDa intermediate chain, flagellar outer arm-like. NCBI's taxonomy places the organism in Eukaryota, Metazoa, Arthropoda, Malacostraca, Decapoda, Nephropidae. The annotation marks the transcript as partial. Gene Ontology annotation, cellular component: outer dynein arm. Gene Ontology annotation, biological process: cilium movement; outer dynein arm assembly. The transcript has 4 exons. The record is from RefSeq and is a predicted model, not a curated record. Gene Ontology annotation, molecular function: dynein heavy chain binding; dynein light chain binding.